Messenger RNA from Gongylonema pulchrum, 180 nucleotides. Lineage: Eukaryota; Metazoa; Nematoda; Chromadorea; Rhabditida; Gongylonematidae. The record is from the annotation of a GenBank genome assembly.
GUUGCCGAGACGCUUGAGACUGCUGAAGUUGUGACUGAUAUGGUGCUAGUCGGCGAUGAUGCUGUGCUUGUGACAGAUGUGGCGGUGGCUGUUGAAAAUACCGUUGCAGUGUUACUUGCCGUCGGGGUAGUAGCUGAAGUUGAAGUUGCGCUAAUCGAUGACGGUGUUAUAGUUGUCUCU